UUUGCGGGAGCAGAGUCUAAAGAACAGAAGAAAAUGAAUUGACAAAGAUUUAUCUUUAAAAGCCUAUUAAUUAAAUAAAGGAACUGAAAAAAUAGGAUAUUCUACUAACAAGACUCUCAUUUUUAAAAAUUAUUUCAGGAAUAACCAUUUUUUUAAAAAUGUUGAAGAUUUUAGACAUCAGUCUUAUACUAUUAAUUCUUUCAUUGCUAACAAACAUCAAGAGUACAAAGGUGCUGUCAGCACAGAAAAAGUGUGGUGAUCCAGAAUGCGAAACAUCUAUGAGCAGAGUAUUAGCCAUUAAAGACUACACUGGGCCUGAUUGCCGCUACCUGAGCUUCAGAAGUGGGGAAGAAAUAAUGGUAUACUUCAAACUUUCCAGGAAAAGGGAGGAUUUGUGGGCAGGAAGUAAAGGCACAGAAUUUGGUUAUUUCCCAAUGGAUGCUGUCCAGACAGAAGAAAUUUUUGUUACAAAAGAAAUAGAAGUACCAACAAAGGAAACUGAUUUCCUUUGUCUUGAUGGUGGGGAAUAUGUUUUUGAAAAUGAAGACAGCAUAUUUAAUCAUCAUACUGAAGAAAAUGAGUAUGUAUCUCUUUACCCAGAUGGUAAAGACUCAGACUUUAACAUGCCUGAGGAUGAGAUCAUGAAGCUCCCAGAUACUUCUAUCCCAACAGAAUAUAAAGGAUCAUUUAGUGACAGUAAUAAAGGGGACCACAAAGCUGAAGACCUGCAUUCUCUGGAAACUCUGCAUCAUGGUGACUCAGAACUCAGACAUAGCAAGACUGAUCAAGAUGAGUCUAGCCAGCAAGAAGACCCCAUCACCCAGGCUCUGAAUCCAGUCCCAACUCAGUCGACCUGGACCGUUUCUGGUACAGCAGGUUGGCUUGGUUUGGGAAGUGAAGAAAAUAAGAAGGCUGUUGGACAAUCCUCACAGAUUUCAGAACAAAUUACAUUUAGACGUAGAAAAAUAGCAAUAGCAGACAGUGCUGAUUUAAAAAAACAAUCUGAAGAGAGUGAAGAGGAGCCACAUAGCUGGUUUCAGAGCACUUUGACAGGUUUACUCCAUUUUGGAAAUGAAAAAUCAGGACUUAGUUUGCUGUACAAAGACAGCGAUCCAGGUAUCCAUAGCAGCUCCAACACUGCUAGUAGUACUGGCCACCAGGGCAGAACUGCAGCUUCUGAAGCAAGAAAAGAUAGGCAUAGUGAUUCUGAACUAUCUAAAUCAAAUUGGUUUGAUCUGAAGUUAAAUGAUAUUUUAACUUUUGGGUACACUAAAAAAAACAAAGAACAGCUUGCAAAUGGAGAAGUAGAUCAAAAUGAAGACCCGCUGCCUCCUAAUAUGCAAUCAGUAUCAGUGGAUGAUGGUUUGAAAGAAGCAGCAGUGGAACAAAUGCUCUAUGACGAACAAGGCAAAUAUCUUAAAACAAACAUAGAGCAAACAACUGAAUCAGUAGUAGAUGAAGAACAACAGAAAGAAAAAUAUGAAGCAAUUACCAGCCCAGAUAUUACAGAUACUGAAGUUCUUCCAGGAAAUGAACAUUCUGAUUUCAAGAAUGCAGAAGCUUCAUCUUUUUCCAUUCAGCUUGCUGAAAAGCUAAAGUCAUCCAAUACAGAACAAGAUUCAGUAUCAGGCAACCAAAUCAUCGAAAAUACUCAAGAGUCAGAAAGAAUAAAAAGCCAGUCAGGUUUGUAUGAAAGCAUAUAUAAUAGUAUAAUUGAUUUUAAUAAGGUCACAUCAGAUAAUGGACUAGGGCGUGAAUCUCCAGCUGUUCAGAGCUCAAUUGUAGAUCAGCUUCCAUCUUCACACAGUAUAGAUAAUUUUGUUCCAACAGAUAUUCCAGUUACAGGAGAAGAAAAUCAGAAAGGCUCUAAAAAGCUCCAGUCUUUCUUCUCUAUUAGGUAUUUUACAAAUAUACUGAAUUUUCAGGGUUUUAGAGCUGAAGAAAAUGCAAAUACUUUGGAGAUAGAUCUAAAGUCUAAUGAGGACAACAUACAACCUAAAAGUAGUGAUGCAACAUUAUCCAUAGAUAAAGAAAAUAAAAAACAGUUGUUACUAAAUCAGAAUAUUAUUGAAAAGGAAUUAGAAAACCAGUAUACUGAUACUUCUCAGGAAAACAUUCUGUUGUCUUCUUCAGCAGCAAAAGCUAGCGAAAAAAUAAUAGAAAAAAGCAUUCUAGAUGGUGAAUUAGUAAAAGUUAAUAAACAACAGCUUCAAUUAGCAAAUUCUAAGUUAAAAUCUUGUCUUUCCUAUCAAUGUAUACAAAUAACUAAUUAUGCAAAACAUGAGGAUCAGACAUGGAAGGGUUUGGAAAUACAGGGACACUUUGAUCCAGAAGAUAAAAAUAUUGUUUACGUUCUAGAAGCCAAGAAACAGUCUCUUCUAGAGGUAGAAAAUGUAGCUGAUUCACCACCAGAGCAACAGGAAUUUCCUCAUGGAGACAUUUAUUCUUAUGAAGAAUCUGUUGUAAUGAAACAAAAAAAGGAUGCUGGGAAAAUAGCUGGACCAGAUAAAAUUGAACAAGUAGAAAAUUCACUUUUGCAGGCCUCAGAAACUUCUGUAGAGAGAAUAUCAAAAAAAAUGUCUGAAAGUAUACAAGAAAAUGAUAAAAGUAGUCUGGAAACACAUGAAAAACUGUUUUUCAAAGAGCUAGAAGAACCCUUAAGGGAUUUUUCACAGGGCAAGGAUAUUCCAGAUGACAAUGAAAUACCUAUUGCUAUAUUAGACAACGGUAAAUUAGUUAUACAAGGGGGAAGAAAAGAAACUUUAUUAGAAAGAAGACUUGUAAUAGAAAAGGGUGGAAUAAAAGAGACAAAUAGGGAGCAAGAAGCCAAAAAUACUGAGGUAGAUUCUAAUGAAUACUCCUCCAAUGAUGCUAUAGAUAUUAAAGCAAGCUAUCUGCAUAAUCAAAAAGAAGAGGAAGGAAUUGCUGAGGAUGCAAGGAAGGUAGCUCAUUCCCCAUUUUCUAUUCAUUUUUCUCAAGAUUCAGUCAUACAUUCUAAAGAAAAGUACAGCGAAACUGAAGAGCUCCAGUCUCUUUCUUCCUUUAGCCAUUAUAAAGAUCUAUUUAGUGUUCAAAGCUUUCCUGACAAAUCCAAAAAUUCUUUGCAAGAAAUUAAAAGAACCAAGGUUGAAAAUAGCCAGCCUAAAAGUAGUGUUGAAUCACUACAGAAAAACAAAGAAAUAGAAGAGAAAAGUAUGUUACAUCAGAAAACAGCAAAGGAAGCAAAUCUGAAGGAAGAUAUUUUCAACAAAGAUAUUUUUUUAUUUUCAUCAGCAAGGCAAAACAAUGCAGACAAUCCAAAUGUAACAAAAGAUGCUGAGUUAUCAGAAACAAUUUUUAUUUCAUCUGAAUUAUAUUUUUCAGAAUGUAUAAUAGAUCCUUUAUUCCAGGAUCAAAAAGCAUGUGAAAAAAACAUUGACAAGCCACACAAAACAUCAGAAUUACACCUUAAUCUGCAAAGGUCAACACAACAGUACAAAUCUAUGAAGAGAGUUUCCAUAUCUAGAAAACAAUACAUAAAUGAAAUUAAACAUUUAGACCUAAAAGCUUUGGAUGAAAGUACACCUAUCAUAUGUUACACUGAUGUUAUGAAGAAAAUUGAGCAUUCAGAUCAAUUGGCCUCUUUGCAACUGCAUUCAGAAAAACAUAUAAACAACAAUAUACAAGAAAAUGUUAUAGAUUUUUGUAAAGAAAAUGAAUUUCUUGGUGUGAAGAAUGCAGCAAGCAUGUCACCUGGUAGCAUGAAAAUUUUUCCAGUAAGUUAUAAUGAAGACUAUCAGCUGAACAAAAGUAUAAUAACUAAAGAAGGCAUGAAUCAGUUUUCUCAAGAAAGAGCAAAAGUACAAAUGCAUGUUUCAAAACAAAUUUCAGAAUCUAAUGACAGUCAACAAGAUUCCAAAAAGAUACGAACAACUGAAAAAUAUCCAGAUAUAUUAAAGCAGCAAGGGCUAUCUCCAUUCACUGCAGGUCAAGAACUGCCUCAACGUGAGGAAGAAUUUAAUGGGCAGGUCAAUCAUAAAUUGAAUUUUGUCACACACAGUGUGCAAAAGAAAUGCUUUCAGGAUCCACAAAUGCAGAUAGGUGAAAAAAGCAAUGAAGUAAACAGUUCAGGAACAAUAGAAGAAUAUUCUGAUAAUGCUCAAAGUUGUGAUUUUUCUUCAGUAGCAAAAACUAAUGAUGGUCAUGCUCCCAAAGAACAAACUAUCUCACAUUAUCCUAAUUCUCAUACUUUUUCUAAGAAAAGUAUGCAUUUACCACACAUGUCUGAAAGUUUAGCAUAUCCAAAAGAAGAUAAACAAGAAUUAAAAAGUGAACAAAAGGUUUUAGCUUCUCAUGUUGAUCAAUCAGAUAACGAGAAUAGUAUAUCGAGUACAAGGCCUGAUAAAAAACAUAUAAGUCAGGAAGAAUAUGCCACAAAAACAUACUUAGCACCUAAUUUAGAAGGGGAGGAGUUUAGAAAUUUAGUUCAGAAUAGAAAAAAAGAUGGCAUUUUACAUACUGAAGAUACUGAACCUGAAUUUCAGCAAGAAAUAGUACCACUAAAGUUAUCUGCAGUAGCAUCUCAGAAAAAAACUAAUAAUAAUUUACUUCUUAAGAAACAUGGUCUAGCAGAUAUUUCUGCCAGUGAAGAUCAAGAAUCAGAAUCUGUUUUCCAGAAAGCAGUUCAAAAUGGUAAAUUGAUAACUGAUACAGGCUUAGAUUUGAAAGAUGCCAGUUUCUCCAGAAGAUUCCAGGAAUUUAAUUUAAAGCUAGUUGAGGAAUCAGAAAAGAUUCUUCAAGCAAAUAUGUGUGAUAGUUAUGAAUUGCAGCAACUGCAUCAAGAGUUUGAAAAGCUUCAGUACAACACCUCCAUUUCUCCACGUGAAGAUAUUUACAAGGAAAGGAAACAAGUAAUCACUUUGGUGGAGCAUGAACAUAAAUUAAAUAUUGGGCAUGAGAAAUGUAUGAAGACUAUAAUGCAUUUACUGCCAGAAGUACAAGAACUUAUGUGGGACGUCAGAAACAACUGUGGAGUCCAAAAGGCAGAAUCAGGUAAUGGAAAAUUACCUGGCAAAGCUCUCAAAGAAAAACACCCUUUGAAUUCAAAUAAGGAGCCUAAUAAUGAUCAGUAUUCAGAAAAAAAUAUGCCUCCCACAAAUACUAAGGAGAAACUAAAUACUUCAGGAAAAAAUGGUCUAAAUCAACAGGAUGUCAAAGAAAAAGUACAAGGGAACAAUUUAAUGAACCAAAGUUGUACCACUGGUAAUGAAAGCAAAUGGCUACUUCAGAUAAUCCUGCAUUUGAAUGAAUUCUGUGCUGUUAUAACUUCUGUUUUUUCAUCUAUGGUAUCUAUGAGUAAGAAGGUUGUCUCAUCACUCCCUGAAAAUAUGAGACCUGGUCCAGAUCUCUAUGGUUUUCCAUGGGAAAUUGUGAUUUGUGGCACUAUUGUUGCCAUUUUUACUAUCUUACUAGUAUUAUGUAGGAGCUAUAAGUCAGUUAGAAGUAGACUUUAUUUAGGAAGAGAGAAGCAGCUUGCCAAUAAAGUUGCUGAACUAGUUGAAGACAAAUGUAAAGUAUUGGAAAAACUCAGUCUCUGCAAAAAAGAGUACGCAGAGUUAGAAAACACUCUGAAAGAUGCCAGCUUUCUACAAGAGUCAAUCAUUGCAUCAAAUAUUAAGACAACAUAUGAAGAACUGAACAAUUCAAACUCAGCACUCAAGAAUGAAAUAGAAUGCUUAGAAAAAGAAUUGAAAGGAGAGAAAUCUAAACAAUCAGAACAGGAUGAUUUGGUGGCUGAAAUACAGAAAAGAGUGGCAUCUUUAGAAAAUGAAGCAAAAUCUAUCCAGCUACAAGUAGCUGAAGCCAAAACCACAUUAAAAGUGUAUGAAAUUAACAGAGAGAGACUGAAGACAUCUUUGCAAGAUGCAGUAGAGGAAAACGGCCAUCUUCAUGAAAGUGAAAAACAAUUAUUACAAGAAGCUGAAGGAUGGGAUGAACGAUUUAGUGAACUAAAUGAGCAGACAAAAAUGUUUGAAUCAUCUCAAACAAAUAUGGAGGAAGCUCUUAAAAAUAAAGAAAGUCAAGUCAAGUCGCUGACAGACGGCUUACUAAGGAUGAAAGACUGGAGCUGUGCAACAGGAGAGCAGGAUUCUACUGAUGACAACCACGGGAAUAAUGAUAUAAAGAGUGAAACGGAAAAUGGGCAGCAUUUAGAUGAUCCAGAAAAAGAAACUGUAAAGAAGCUAAUUUAUGCUGCAAAGCUAAACGCUUGUCUAAAAUCUUUGGAAACAGAAAGGAAUCAAUUAUAUUCAAAGUUAACUGAUGAAAAGAAAGCAAAAGAGGAACUUGCAGAACGGACUGAAAGACUACAAAGGGAACAUGUCAUUUUGCAGUCGGGGAAUACAGAGUUUGAAAGUGAAGUUCAAAAGCUUCAGCAAAAGCUUAAAGUCAUGACAGAACUAUACCAAGAAAAUGAAAUGAAUCUUCACAGGAAAUUAACUGUAGAAGAAAAAGAACGUUUGCAGAAAGAAGAAAAACUUUCCAAAGUUGAUGAGAAAAUUAAUCAUGCUGCUGAAGAACUGAAUGCCUAUCGACAACGGGCAAAAGAUCUUGAAGAAGAACUAGAAAGAACUGUUCGCUCUUAUGAGAAUCAGAUUAUGUCACAUGAGAAAAAAGCUCAUGAUAAUUGGUUAACAGCCCGGGCAGCUGAAAGACAACUGAAUGAUAUGAGAAAAGAAAAUCUACAUAGUAGACAAAAAUUAACAGAAGCAGAAUUUAAAUAUGAUAUUUUGGAAAAAGAUCCUUAUGCUCAUGAUGAUACAGCCACAGCAUUUGGCAGAGAACAGUCCCCAUAUGGACCCUCACCAAUGGGCAGACCUUCAUCUGAAACAAGAGCUUUUCUUUCCCCCCCAACCUUAUUGGAGGGUCCCUUAAGACUUUCACCUGUGCUUCCAGGUGGAGGAGGAAGAGGUUCAAGAGGACUGGGGAAUCGUGGCACACCUGAAGUUGGUAAUGAAAGAGGAGAGCUGAACACUAAUAGGUUAUCUGAUCCACACAGGCCACCUUCUGACACUGGAUCUUUGUCACCUCCAUGGGAUAGAGAUCACAGGGUAAUCCUCCCUCAUCCAGGUCACCUGUAUAAUGAGCAGUCUCUUCCUCCUCGAAGACCAGAAAGAUUUUAUUCCAAUCCUUUAAACUCUGGAAGGCUUUCAGGACCAGCUGAACUAAGAAGUUAUAACAUGCAUUCACUUGAGAAAACAGAUGGACUAUCAUCUGAAAAUAACUUGAGAAUGGACUUGAGUGGAAAUGAAAUAAGAGAUCAUUCCAAUGGCAGUAAUAUGCUCAAUAUACCUGAUCAAUCUCUUCCUCCUGAAAAUGAAACCUUAGGAUCAGGAAUUGUGCCACCACCACUUCCCUUUUUGAGAGCUCCUCUAAUGUCAGUGGAUCCAAGAGGAUCUUUCAUGAGAAGAGGCCCUCCAUUUCCACCAUUACCUCCUGGUUCUGUAUAUGGAGCACAAGAAUAUUUUCCAAGGGAUUUUGCUGGUUUGCCACGUCCUCUAUUACCAAUGAGAGGUCCCUUUCCUAUGAGGCCUUUUUCACAAUAUCCACCUCCUCCAAGGGCUGGCUUUUUUCCACCACCACCAUCUGAUAACAGAAAUGAACUGCCUGCUGAGUUAACACAGCUGUCAACUGUAUCUUCUACAGAUCAUCAAGAAUCACAACAAGAAACUGGUUGAAAGUUCUGUUCUUUUUCUCUCAGCUGAAUUAUUGUUAAGUAACUUGUUACUUAAUCAACUCUAUAUUAUUGCUCAAAUUGAAGCUGAAUAGAGUAAUUCUCAGGAGAGUGCUCUGUAAAUAAUGGUUUAACUGUGAAUAAAUUGUAACUGUACAGCAGCAACUUUUAAAUAUUUUUAAUUUGCUUAUUAGGAGAUGUAAAAUUUAGUCCCAUGUAAGAAUUCUCUAGUUGGUUUUGAAAAUAAGUGCAUGUGAAAAUUAGUAUUAUGGUGAAAUGCAGGUGUAAAAAAAAAUAAAGAUUUUAAUCAUUUGUAAUAUUUUGACUAUUUAAUAAAAGAAAGUCAGUGACUUCUUUUUUUAAUCAAUUCUGAAAGUAGACUUUAUGAUAGUCUUUCAGAAGUUACAUUCUUUCUAUUGCUACAUAAAUACCAUAGGAGUAUGCUACACAAGACCAGUCCCACCAUGUUUUCUUCAUGUAAACUAAAGCUUUGUGGGUGGGCAUGUUACUCUGAAAACAUGGGAGAUUCUUUCACAGCAUUGCUCAAGGAGGAAUGCCUAUGUGUAUCUUUUUAAUAAUCAAAAAGAUGGUUGCAGGCUUCAUGUUAUUCCUUCUGAUGCCAUAUAAUUUGUGAGCUGUUGUUUGAAUUUUGAGCCACAUAAUUUUGCAUUGCAGUACAUAAAUACACAGUGUAGCGUCUAUUUUUUAUUUGUUAAAUUGCUGUCCCACUUUUUCUCCAGAAGUUUGGGGUAAUAUACAUAGCACUCUUCCCUUCAUUUUUUUGCUCCCAACAAACUUGUUAAAUAGGUUGGAUUAAGGAAGAGUAAUUGGUUCAAAGUGUCUGAGUGAAGUUCCAUGGCUGAGGAUGGACUUGAAUUUGAGUCUUAAUCUUUGUUCAAUACCCUAAUUACUGUACAUGCUGCUAUAUCUCCAUUGUAUGAUGGAAGUCCUGCAUUCAUUCAAAUGGCCCAUUAUCUGCCAUACCUAUUCAGGUAUAUUGUGGAAGCCUAUUAGAAGAUCAUGAUGACAAUACACUUAGUUAAGUGUUUACUAAUUGUACCUAGUACAGGUAGUCCUCAUUUACUGACCACAAUUGAGACUGGAAAUUCUGUUGCUAAGCAACACGGUUGCAAAGUGAAAUGUCACGUGAUCAUGCCUGAUUUAAUGACGUCAAUUCUGACUGAUUGUUAAGCAAAUCACCAUGGAUAGUUACGUGACCACAACUUGCAACUUUCUGCCAGCUUCCCCG
Python bivittatus (Burmese python) is the source of this 8960-nucleotide messenger RNA. It is a transcript of the gene MIA2, whose product is annotated as MIA SH3 domain ER export factor 2. Gene Ontology annotation, biological process: protein secretion; endoplasmic reticulum to Golgi vesicle-mediated transport; vesicle cargo loading. Gene Ontology annotation, molecular function: protein binding. Gene Ontology annotation, cellular component: endoplasmic reticulum membrane; endoplasmic reticulum exit site. The record is from RefSeq and is a predicted model, not a curated record. NCBI's taxonomy places the organism in Eukaryota, Metazoa, Chordata, Lepidosauria, Squamata, Pythonidae.